Molecule: messenger RNA, 4544 nt
Organism: Myxocyprinus asiaticus (Chinese sucker)
Lineage: Eukaryota; Metazoa; Chordata; Actinopteri; Cypriniformes; Catostomidae
Gene: tmem204
Product: transmembrane protein 204
Exons: 3
Coding region: 697-1344 (215 amino acids)
Source: RefSeq, a predicted model, not a curated record
UGUGUUUGUCACAGAGAGAGAAACAGAAAGAGAGAGAGAGAAUUGAUUUACAAGUACUCCCCACUGUCUCCUCACAGUUCUUCUGGGCUUUUCAGGGACAAAACACACACAUUUCCACACUCAAACAUGAGAAACUAGUUAAGACAAGUAAUGUGAGAUAACGGCAAUUCAAAACGAGUCUUUGAUAGAGAGAGGGAAAGUGUGGGGGGAAAAAAGAUACACACAGAGACCGCAUCACGCAGAUCUUUCAGCAUUCCGCAGCAUUCCCAGCAGGGAGACGAGGAGAAAAAAGGGUCCAGAAGACAUCUGGACAAGAAAGGGGGAGGAUCGGACGGGUGGCAAGAGUUCGGAGAAGAAAGGAGGACCAGAAUAGGACAACAUUUGUGAUAAAGUUAGAAGAGGAACUAUUUCAAGAACAUUUUGUGCAUGUAUGUGAUGGCCUUGGAGGUCAAUCGACCAGCCUUACGAGCAUCUGCAGCCCCUGACUCCGAGGAAGAGGGCUAAAGACUCCAAUCGGCCCCAAAACAUCCUCAAAACACAAGAAUGAGUGGCGAUGUCCUCUAGCUAAACUUUCACUGUGCGACUGUGUGCGUUUACCCACGGGAGUGGACUAUUGUUGGAGUUUUCAGACGCUCCGGCAGGCAAGGGGGGACUGCGAGUGGACCAGCCCGGGAGCAGGGGGUACGGGGGGGGCGUAUGGCCGUGCGCAGGCUGGUGGCGGUGGCGGCGGCGGUGGCCCUGCUUUCUCUGGUGCUCAAUAACGUGGCCACGUUUAGUUCCAACUGGGUGCUACAAGAGCUGGAGGACGGGCGGCGGCGAAGCGUUGGGCUUUGGAGAGUGUGUCCGCACGAGGAUACGCACACUCACACACCCGCACCCUGUCAGAGGCUCAGCUGGGGAUCGGAUUUCGCAGGGUACCAGGAAUCACGCAGCACUGUCAAACUUCAGUUUGAUAUGAUGCGUGCAUGUAACCUGAUGGCUACGGUGGCUUUGACGGUGGGUCAACUGAUCUUCCUGUUUGGGUUACUGGAGAUAAGUCACAUUAGCCAGGACUCUCAGUGGUGGGAAGAGGCCAUCGCAGCCCUGUUCCAGUUGGCCAGUUUUGUUCUAGUGAUCGGUCUUGUGACGUUCUACAGGAUCGGACCCUACACUCACUUGUCCUACUCAUGCUACAUCAACAUCGCUGCAUGCCUGUUUGCAACGCUAGCAGCUGCCAUGCUAAUCUGGAAUAUUCUGCAUCGUCGUGACGACUGUUUGUCACCGUCUGUCAUUGUCAUCAGCCGAUCUUUGACCACGCCCUUCAGACCACGCCUUGAUAAUGACUAUGUGGAGUCACCAUGCUGACACGCAAAGACAUCUCAUCCGUUUGAGACAAAAUGACGUGAUGGACAUUUACAUGAGAGGGAUACAAACGCAUGUGAACAGGAUUUCUAUAUUUUUAUACGAAACGGAUCUCCUUGAACUUCACACUAAAGAGUGAUCAUGUGACUGCGAAAGUGACAGAAAUUAUUUUCGUACUAAAUGGAAUAUUUACAAAACUUGGAAGUAGGACUGUGGAUGUCAUGGCAAAGAUUCAUGAGACAUAAAUCUAACAGCGGACAGAGAUCAAGCUGGAUCUUGACACAUUUAUGGUCUUAAGUGCACUUAUGGAAAAGUAGAAGCACAUUUGUAUGCACAUGUAUCUAAUAUAGUUUUACGUAAAGCAGCAAUUUUAGAUUUCAAAAACGCUAGGCACUACAUUGAAUAAUGGUCUCAAGGUCAAUUAAAUAUAGUAAUUUACAGGCCGACAUGGAAUCUGCACACUUUAAUUUUUCGGUAACACUUUACAAUAAGGUCGUAUUCAUUAACCCUGUAAAGACUGACAUAUGAAAAUACCAUCAGACAAACUAUAAAAAGAAUUUAUAUAUGUGCACGUUUUUGAUACAUUAGGCUUUAAAGGUCAUUAUCCUCCUGAGGCCCAGCAAUUAAUUUUUGUGUAGGACAUUUGUUAUUUAAGUUUAUCUUAGCCCAUAAAUGCUACAGUGUUAUGACUACUUCCUCUCCUUGGUCUACAAAUAUGGAUUGAAAUGUAUCACAGUUCAAUUCAGCACAUCAAAUACAAUAUGAACAAAAUAAAAAGAUUUCAAUAAACAAUUUUUAUCAUUGCACCAAACACUAUAUUGAAAUAAAAAAUAAAAAAAACAUUUUGCUGGGUCUCAGGAACUAGAUGACAUCAUAACAGCUUGUAAUGUCAAAUAAUGAGAUUUUUAUAAUGUCAGAGCAGGCUGCAUAUAUAAAAAUACACACAAAUAUUAGUUCACAAUUUAAAAAUAUCUUACAAAAAGUAUAUGUCAGAAUUUUCAAAGCUCUGUGAUUUUUUUUUGUUUUUGUGAUGGGCAUGAAUGUAAUGUAAUGGUGAUUGAGAGAUUUACCUCAAACGCCUGUUGAAUCAUAUUUGAUACAUGGAUUUCAACAGGCUUUUUCAAUAAAAUAAUAUACAAAAUUUUAACCAAGCACAAGUUGCUUAUUUUCAGCAAAUACUCAUUUUAAAAUAUCAGUAACAAUAUAAUCAUUACUGUCACUUUCACUUUAUUCAAAUCAGCAAAAAUGUCACAUUUAAAACAAAAUUGUGCAUGCAAUACAAAAGUGGACAUUUUUGGAAAAUUCUUACAAAUAUUUUUCCAUCAAGAAAUGCCCGGAAACAUCCACAAAGUGACAGCAGAUAUCUAAUACAUUGCAGACAACAGGAUGUUCGGCAAAAUUGUGAUUAUGUUGAUGAUGCACAGGCUUUAGAAAAUAGCGUAUCAAAUUUGAUACAGGCAGUGUUAUAGGGUUAACAUCAGUUUAUGCAUUGACUAUCAUGUACUAACAAUGAUUAUAACUUUUUACAGCAUCUUGGUACGUUAAUUUAAAAAUAUACUAUUGUUUAUUGUUAUUUCAUUUCAUACUGCAUUAACUAAUAAUAACAAAUGCAACUUUUUCUGUAAAAUAUGUAUUAGCUUAUGUAGAAAUUAAUAUUUACCAAGAUUAAUAAAUGCUGUAAAUCUAUUAUUCAUUGUUAGUUCAUGUUAACUUUUGUUUUUACUACUGUUAACAAAUACAACCUUAUUGUAAAGUGUUACCAAUUUAUUUAUUUAUUUUUAUUUUAUUUUUUGUGCUGAUUGUGAGGAAUAUGUGGAAUUCUGCUAAAUGGAUUUAAAUGGGUAAAUCUCAUGAAAACAUGUUCGGGUCUUUUUUAACCACAAAAUAAAAUGAAAAAAUAAGAAUUUACACUGUUUGAUUUCUUUCCAUUUUGACAUUAUUUUCCUGACAGUUAAGCCCAUUUUCAAGUUAUUACCAUUAUUUGCUUCUAUGUUUUACUUUUGAGUUCUUUAUCUCAGUGGUGAUUAUCAUUAGAUUGUCAUCAUUGUAGUACAGUCAGUUUUACUGUUUUGCAAUCAAUAAAUACUGUAAUUAAACAAUUUUAUUAAAAGCAGCCAACAUUACAGAUAGUACCACCAUUACAAGUACAACCAUUAUGUAUUUAUACUUUAUCAUUUAAAUAAGACAUCAUUAUAAUUGUUUAUAUAUAUAUAUAUAUAUAUAUAUAUAUAUAUAUACAUAUAUAUAUAUAUAUAUAAAUGGGUUGGGGGUUGUGCUUAAUUGUCAUGAAAACAAUGUCACAACACAAAUAAAUAAAAAAAACUAAAAAAAAAACUUUUGAUUUUGGGGUGAAAUAUGACCCCAAGAAAUACAGUACUUUGCAAAGUUCUUAGGCACAUUAGAUGUUGGGAACAAAAAUCUGCUAACAACCUUGAAAAAUUGUGCGCAAGUUUACCCAGGAGAAUUGGUUCUAUUUUAAAGGCUUAGAGUAGUCACACAAAAUACUGAUUUCGUUUUUUAGGUUUACCACACUUUUUAUGAAAUUAAUUGAUAAAUAAAAAUUAUUCAUGCCAACAUUUUUCACUUCCUAAAACUUUGCACUUUACUGUAUGUUCCUGACAGGUUUCAUGAGAUUAACCUACAUAUGCUUACUAUGUAAUUAAUUAAAUAUAUAAUUGAUUAAUAUGUGAAGAGACGAGAUGAGUAGAAGGUGUUCCAGUUUUGUGUAAACAUGGAGAUUCCAUGCAGGCCUUGUCAUUUGGUACCAAAAAUUAUUUGAAUGGCUUCUGGCUGCUCAUUCAUCUCCAUUCAUGUAUGACAAUUCAUCUGAUGUUAUUAUAUUUCAACAUUAGGCUGUAACUUGCAAGCUGCCAAUGUGGAAACUCUGACUAAUAAUAUCAUCAAAGGAGAUGAUCUGAAAUUGACCACAACUUCAUCAAAGACAAACAUAUGAAAUGUUGGAACGAUGUUAGAAGUUCAGUAUACAACAGACACAACAUGUGCUAACCCGUGCCUGUGGUACCUUUAUAUAUAUAUAUAUAUAUAUAUAUAUAUAUAUAUAUAUAUAUAUAUAUAUAUAUAUAUAUAUAUAUAUAUAUUAGUUUAUAAUACAGAGCUAUCCUGAGUAUGUUAUUAAAAUCACAUUUUACUGUGGGCAGGGCUGAUGUAAGUGUAAUAUUAAAUAAAAACGUAAACCUAUUUAA